UGGUGACGAGAUCGAAAGCGGACGCGGGUAGCUGGCUCGUUCCCCUUGCCUUCCUCUUUCGUCCAGCGAUUUCGCGUGCGCCCCUAGCGAAAACAAAACGCGUCCACCGGGCAUCGGGUUAAUCCGAGGGACGCGUAUCAUCGUCGAAACGCGUGGAACGCGGAUAUAAAUAGCGGCUCGUUCGGUGCGCCGCGACGGGCCGUUUGAUAACGACUUCGUCUCUCCGUCGAGUUCGAUUCCGACCCCUUCGACGGAGCUUUCGCUACGCAACGAUACGAUACGAUACGAUAGGAGACGAAAGGGUAGGAGAGAUCGGAAGCGGGAGCGAGACCGAGACCGAGACCGAGAGCGAGAAUAAUGGCUUGCCGUGGCGGGUGACGCGGAUCGAUACGUUACGUAACCACUACGAGUUGCGUUUAGAAACGAAGAAACGCGCGAUCGAGCGUACUCCGAUGAUCGAAGUCUGCGAGAGAAACGAAGGUAGGCGCGGUGCGCAGCCUGAAAAGAUCGCUAGAACCGAGGGUGCAAGCGAGUGAUCGUCGACGCGAUCCUACUUUGUUUCGAUCAUUUCUCGUCGAGCGUGCGUCGCAGACGGAAAACGCAACGCCGGACGAUGGCGGUAGCUAAGGUUAAUCGAGUUUUCUCGAUAUCACGCGGUAAGUUGAAUCCAUCGGAGAAGGGAGCGGAGCGUAGGUGGCUGUCGAUUCGCGGGAAAACGAGGCGGUUGGGUGUCCUGGCGGGAUUGAUAGCCGGCUGCGGGACCGUUCUCUGUUAUCUCGAACGAUCGGUCAAGGCGCUCGAGCACGAGAUAUCGUUGCCGAAGUAUCCCUGGAUGUUCAAGAGAACCCUGAAGAGCUUCGAUCACGCGGCUCUCCGAAGAGGGUGGCAAGUGUAUCGUACCGUCUGCAACACGUGUCACAGUUUGCGAUACGUUCGUUUCAUGGACCUGGUCGAUGCGACUCACACCAGAGAAGAGGCGAAAGCGAUCGCCGCCGAAUUCGAGGUGGAGGACGGUCCCGACGAUCAGGGUAACUACUACACCAGACCCGCGAAAUUAAUCGACAGGAUUCCGCCUCCUUAUCCGAACGAGGAAGCCGCCAGAGCCGCGAACUUUGGCGCGUACCCGCUGGACCUGACUUUCCUGGUGUACGCGCGGAAACGCGGCAUCGAUUACGUCUUCUCCCUGCUGACGGGAUUCAUGGAACCGCCGGCGGGCGUGCGACCGGAAGAAGGCCAAUACUUUAACAUUUACUUUCCCGGUGCAUUCACGACGAUGCCUCAAUUGCUUUACCAGGGCAUGCUCGAGUACGACGACGGCACGCCGGCGACCGAGUCGCAAAUGGCUAAGGACGUGGUGGAAUUUUUAAUGUGGACAGCGAGUCCGGAGCACGACGAGAGAAAAGCGAUGACGAUCAAGGCAUGCGGGAUCUUUUUUAUUCUGAUAACCGCCAGCCUCCACGCCUACAGAAGAUACUGGUCGAUCCUGCGGAGUCAGCGUCUCGCUUACGUACCGGUGUCGAAAUUCGCGGACGCUUCACCGGCCGAUUCUUCGACCGGCGAAUGCGCCGCCGUUCGAUCGAACAAACGAUCCGCCGGUCCGCCGAGCCGAUAGUCAACGUCGCGCACUUCCGGGUCGACGGAUGAGCACGGAUGAGCGCGAACGAAGCGCGGGAGAAUCCCGAUUCGAUCCGAUUCAAUUAGACUGGCGACGGUGUAGAAGAGCGAGGCGGGUACGGUUGGUAGCGCGAGCGCAACAUGUGCCACCGAUAAUCGUUUCGCAACGCACGGCCUUGACGAUGCCCGUAUACUCGAUCGGGCCGUCUAAAAAUAGAAAGCUCGAGAAGCCGUGCAACAACGUUACGCCGCGCCUCUCUUCCCGUCAGUCGUUGGCUUCUAUGUUCGAGCCGACUUAACGAUCAACCAUCGAGCACGAAAUACCGGGCCUAGAAUCCACCUGUCUCUACGUCCACCUCGAGCCCGAUCUUUUCCGCUCACGGAACCAACCGAUCUUCGCUUUUUCGAAAUAUUAAUUAUCAUCUUCCUUCUGUCUUGAUCCCCACCCCGUGCAACUCCGUUACUCCCUCCUCGUUCAUCGUCGCCAAUCUCACGGAAUCGCGUCCAAUCUGGUCGCGCUGCGUCGCGACGCGGCCGUCGCGUGCCACGCUGAUGAUCUAUGCGCGCGUACGAUUCGUCUCGAUGCUGAAUGGCAACGAGACUGCGAUCGCCAGAGGAGAGGGAAGGGGUGGCACGGAUCGAAAAUAUAUACGAAACGAUGAAUGAAAGCUCCGUGUUAAGGUUGAGAGCGCGCCAACGAUUUCUCGAUCCAACGAGCCUCGCGUAUACCGUCGACAUCCCCUCGGCUCGUACACUUCACCUAUCCGAAUCCUAUCGAUAGCGGAACCGGAAAAGCGAACCGGAAGUUUCCGACGUCGACGAAGCUGCCGAUUAUCGAGCGCGAAUUUCAACGUAAUUAGUCACGGUGACUUAGCGAUCUUUCGAUUCCCACGCUGCUAGAAUACCACCGUCAACCGCAAAACUCUGGGUCGCCUCGUCGAUGACCUCGGCCGCUUCUCCUUUCGAAGGGACCAGAGAAAGAGGAGAACGCUCUCGAGUAUUUUUCUGCUUUCUUUGCUGCUCCGCGCACGUUCGGCUCUCGUUCGAGCGAUCGGAGAACGAGAAGAACAACCAGGGGUUCGAAGAAGCCGCGA
Messenger RNA from Osmia bicornis bicornis, 2708 nucleotides. Its product is annotated as cytochrome c1-2, heme protein, mitochondrial-like. Gene Ontology annotation, molecular function: electron transfer activity; heme binding. Gene Ontology annotation, biological process: mitochondrial electron transport, ubiquinol to cytochrome c. The transcript is spliced from 4 exons. The record is from RefSeq and is a predicted model, not a curated record. Bases 614 to 1612 code for a protein of 332 amino acids. NCBI's taxonomy places the organism in Eukaryota, Metazoa, Arthropoda, Insecta, Hymenoptera, Megachilidae.